This is a messenger RNA of Varanus komodoensis (Komodo dragon), 2984 nucleotides long. RefSeq names its product inositol polyphosphate-5-phosphatase B (gene INPP5B). Gene Ontology annotation, molecular function: phosphatidylinositol-4,5-bisphosphate 5-phosphatase activity; inositol-1,4,5-trisphosphate 5-phosphatase activity. The coding region runs from base 282 to 2711 and encodes 809 amino acids. The record is from RefSeq and is a predicted model, not a curated record. Gene Ontology annotation, cellular component: cytosol; membrane. NCBI's taxonomy places the organism in Eukaryota, Metazoa, Chordata, Lepidosauria, Squamata, Varanidae. Gene Ontology annotation, biological process: signal transduction; phosphatidylinositol dephosphorylation. The transcript has 20 exons.
CCCGCCACCUUCUGAGUCCCACUUGUGAGAGCCUCAGCUCAGGUCCAUCCACCCUGUGAAGCCCCCACUGUCCACCAGACAGAUGCUAAAGAGUCGCAGGGUUGUUCUGGAGCAUCAAAGAACCUUAGAAGGCUGUUGGCUCUUUGAGGAGGGAGCCUUUGUGGGCUGAACUCGCCCAGCAGCCUCCAAAACCAAUGCGGCUUGAGAUGUCAGCAAGUCUUGUGAACCAACGCAAGUGCAUCUCAUGAGAGUGCGCAUUCUGAGUUGUGCUGGAGAGUGACAUGCCUGUUCUGGGCUCUGAUGUGACUGUUCGGAUCAUCUCAAGUGACACCGACUUGCUGGUGCAGAUGCCUUUUGGCUCACAGACACAAAUGUUCCUGAAAGAGGUCAGGAAAUGCCUCCACUCAGCAGCUGCCAGCAGUGACAGAGUCGAGCAGAGAGGGGAGACGGUGCCAACCAUGAAUCAGCAGUACAGUGCAGGGGGGGCCGGCACAGCUGCUUCGCCCAGGCCAAGUAAGCGCAGAAGUGAGGGGACUGGCGAGAUGGCCUGCUCCUCGAGUGUGCUGGUGCCGGACAAGACGCGGAGCCUGUGCGUUCACAUGUCUGGGCUGAGGGAGAGCAUCAUCCGGUCCCAGCUGCUGCAGAAGCAGGACUUGUACACACACCUGAAGAACUUCAGGUUUUUCGUUGGGACAUACAACGUGAACGGCCAGUCGCCCAGAGAGAGCCUCCACCCCUGGCUCAGCCAGGGUCCGGUGCCCCCCGACGUCUACUGCGUGGGGUGGACUGAGUGGCUUGCCCCCUGCCCUGAGCAAUGUGCCUUCGGCGGCCCCGAUUCAUGCUUGCUUGAUGGGUGCAGUUUUCAGGAGCUUGACCUGAGCAAGGAGGCCUUUUUCUUCAAUGACACAUCCAAAGAAGAGGAGUGGUUUAGAGCUGUGACAGAAAGCCUCCAUCCAGGGGCCAAGUAUGCCAAGGUAAAGCUUGUCCGGCUUGUCGGGAUCCUGCUGCUCCUGUAUGUGAGGACCGAGCUGGCUGGGAACGUCGCCGAGGUGGAGGCCGAGACGGUUGGCACGGGCAUCAUGGGGAGGAUGGGCAACAAGGGAGGGGUGGCCAUCCGCUUCAGGCUCCACAGCACCACCAUCUGCCUGGUGAAUGCGCACCUGGCUGCCCACAUAGAGGAGCACGAGCGGCGCAACCAGGACUUCCACGACAUCUGUGCCCGGAUGCAGUUCCGCCCGCUGGAGUCGAGUCUGCCGCCCCUCACCAUCUGCAAGCACGAUGUUGUCCUGUGGCUGGGGGACCUGAACUACAGGCUGGAGGAGAAGGACCUGGUGCUGGUGAAGAAGCUGAUUGAGGCUCGGGACUUCCACGCUCUUUAUCAGCACGACCAGCUGAAGAGCCAGAUGGAGGCAAAGCGGGCCUUUCAAGGCUUUGCAGAGGGAGAGAUUUCCUUCCCACCGACCUACAAAUACAACAUGGGCUCAGACGACUGGGAUACCAGCGAGAAGUGCCGCACCCCAGCCUGGUGUGACCGGAUCCUGUUCAAAGGGAAUAACGUCUCUCAGUUGAGCUACCGAAGCCACAUGUCCCUGAGGAACAGCGAUCACAAGCCAGUCAGUGCCGUGUUCGAGGUUGGGGUGAAGGUGGUGGAGGAGCAGCUCUACCGCCGCGUCUUUGAGGACAUCGUGCGCUCACUGGACAAGAUGGAGAAUGCCAGCAUCCCGUCUGUCACUCUCUCCAAGCGGGAGUUCCUGUUCAAGGAUGUGAAGUACAUGCAGCUUCGGGCACAGUCUUUCACCAUCCACAACGGGCCGGUCCCCUGCCAGUUCAAGCUCAUCAAUAAGCCAGAUGAAGAUUCCUACUGCAAGCCAUGGCUGACAGCCCACCCCAGCAAGGGCUUCCUGCUGCCAGAGGCUGAGGUGACCGUUGAGCUGGAACUGUUUGUGAAUAAGGCAACUGCAACAAACCUCAACUCUGGAGAGGACACCCUGGAGGACAUCUUGGUGCUGCAUCUCGACAGGGGCAAGGAUUACUUCUUGUCAGUAUCAGGGAACUACCUGCCCAGCUGCUUUGGGUCCCCCAUUCAGGCACUCAGGUACAUGAGGGGGCCCAUCCAAGAGAUGCCACCAGAAACCAUCAGAGACCUGACCCUGAUGCCACUGUGGCCAGAAGAGGAGGUCUCCUGGGGUGAAGAGCCACUGGACAUUCCCAAGGAACUGUGCAUGAUGGUAGAUCACCUCUACCGCAAUGCAUGCCAGCAGGAAGACCUUUUUCAGCAGCCAGGCCUGAGGACUGAGUUUGAACGGAUUCGGGACUGCCUAGACUCAGGGAUGCUGGACACACUUGUUGCCAGCAAUCAUUCUGUUGCUGAAGCCCUUCUCCUGUUUUUGGAGAGCCUUCCUGAGCCAGUCAUCUGCUACCAGCUGUAUGACAACAGUUUGGAGUGUGCUGAUAGCUUUGUGCUGAGCCAUCAGGUGGCCUCCAUGCUUCCCUCGAGCCAUAAGAAUGUCUUCCACUACCUAAUAGCUUUUCUGCGGGAACUGCUGCAGCAUUCUGGGAAAAACCUCUUGGACGUGAAAACACUCGCUAGUAUAUUUGGGGGCAUACUGCUGCGUCCCCCUCCUGGCCAUCCCAAGACAGGCAUUUCUGAGAAGCAGAAAGCUCAGCAGUUCAUCCAGCAAUUCCUCUUGGGAGAAGGGAGCACACCGUGAGGAUGGUGAUUGUAUAGACAUGAUGUCUGUAAAGAUUAUUUUGUACAUUCGCGGUAUUAUACAUGUUCACAGUUUUAAAAGUGUUUUUAUGUAAAGACAAGCUCAGGUGUUUUAGUUCUGCAACACAGGACAAAGAACUAUCUGCCACAGCCAUAACAGUAUUAUAAAGCCCAAUCUUCUGAUGAGUUUUUAUAUUGAACUGGGGCAAAUCUUCAAGCUUUUGACUCUUGACUUUGGUAUGCCAUCUCUUUUGAUAAAACAUGCACUAUUUUC